Limulus polyphemus (Atlantic horseshoe crab) is the source of this 302-nucleotide messenger RNA. It is a transcript of the gene RpL27, whose product is annotated as 60S ribosomal protein L27-like. Gene Ontology annotation, cellular component: ribosome; cytosolic large ribosomal subunit. Bases 32 to 286 code for a protein of 84 amino acids. The record is from RefSeq and is a predicted model, not a curated record. Gene Ontology annotation, molecular function: structural constituent of ribosome. NCBI's taxonomy places the organism in Eukaryota, Metazoa, Arthropoda, Merostomata, Xiphosura, Limulidae. The transcript is spliced from 2 exons. Gene Ontology annotation, biological process: translation.
UAAGGCUUGUAUAAUUUUUUUUAGCAUCAAAAUGGGCAAGAUUAUGAAAUCAGGAAAAGUGGUACUUGUCUUAAAUGGCAAGUAUGCUGGACGAAAAGCUGUUAUUGUAAAGAAUAAUGAUGAAGGCACCUCAGAUAAACCAUAUGGCCAUGCUUUUGUUGCUGGUAUUGACCGGUAUCCUCGUAAGGUGGUUCGAAGAAUGAGCAAGAAACGACAGAAGAAGUAUAAUAAAAUUAAACCCUUUCUAAAGGUGUUUAACUAUAAUCAUCUGAUGCCCACAAGGUAAAUUUUAUUAAUGAAAU